This is a messenger RNA of Porites evermanni, 2210 nucleotides long. NCBI's taxonomy places the organism in Eukaryota, Metazoa, Cnidaria, Anthozoa, Scleractinia, Poritidae. The record is from the annotation of a GenBank genome assembly.
AUGGAUAUUCCAAAUUAUGAUUUCAAUGAAGACGAAAAUACAAACUUCAAACAGCUAUACAAGUACAUGCCCAAAUCCAAUUUUAGGAUGCUAAUUUGUGGCAAUUCAGGAUCGGGUAAAACAAACUUGCUUUAUCACAUCCUUAUGAAACCAUUAGUCUACUUUGACCAGAUCCAUUUAUAUGGCAAAAAUCUGGAACAGGAAAAAUAUAGACACAUGAUAGAAACAAUGAAUGACAUUAGUAGCCAGGUUGGAUAUGAUAUAAUACAUUGCAAUAAUGACGACAUUAAACCUGUCAAUAGUCUGGAGAGCGAUGCCCAGAAAAUUGUAAUAUUUGAUGACUUCAUUUGUGAUAAAAACCAAAAGCCGCUUAUCGAUUAUUUCAUUCAAGGCCGUCAUAAGAAUUGCAGUGUUAUUUACCUUUCACAAUCAUUUUAUAAAACACCAAAAGAUAUCAGAUUGAACUGCAGUCAUUAUGUUAUUUAUGAUUUCCCGAGCAGUAAUGAGAGAAAUAUGAUCUCUAGAGAGUUGAAUGUAACAAAGGAUCAGUAUAUUAAAGCAACAAAACAGCCCUAUUCAUUCCUGUAUGUGGAUAAACCAAUGAAGACUGUCAAAAGAAACUUUUAUGGAAAUAUAUAAUGUAUUAUCCUUUCAGAUAAUAAAAUAACCAAUAAUAUAUGAAGGUACAUUUGAAAUUUAAAAGUCUCCAAUAUGCUCUAAUGGCAACUGAAUUGUUGUAUGACCUCCAUCCUGUAAUAUUGAAAGAUAUGCUAGAUAUGAAACGGGCUCUUGGUUCAAUUCUUGGACAAAUUAUCCAACCAAAUCAAAUNUUUACCUUUCACAAUCAUUUUAUAAAACACCAAAAGAUAUCAGAUUGAACUGCAGUCAUUAUGUUAUUUAUGAUUUCCCGAGCAGUAAUGAGAGAAAUAUGAUCUCUAGAGAGUUGAAUGUAACAAAGGAUCAGUAUAUUAAAGCAACAAAACAGCCCUAUUCAUUCCUGUAUGUGGAUAAACCAAUGAAGACUGUCAAAAGAAACUUUUAUGGAAAUAUAUAAUGUAUUAUCCUUUCAGAUAAUAAAAUAACCAAUAAUAUAUGAAGGUACAUUUGAAAUUUAAAAGUCUCCAAUAUGCUCUAAUGGCAACUGAAUUGUUGUAUGACCUCCAUCCUGUAAUAUUGAAAGAUAUGCUAGAUAUGAAACGGGCUCUUGGUUCAAUUCUUGGACAAAUUAUCCAACCAAAUCAAAUAACCUACGAGCAAAGAGAACAGCUUACCAAAUUAAUAUAAUCUAUUUAUAUGGAAGUAUAUCUUGAAAUUGAAGAUGUCAAAUAUGGUAGAAUGAUUGCUGAAUUAUUUGAAAAUCUAUCAGAGGGUUGUUUAUAUGAACUUCUUAAUCACAAACAUGAAUCUUUAGAACAAGCUCGGAUUAUUGGCAGAGUUAUUGGGAUGGAUGAUCCAAUUACUAAUGAAGAAGCCAAGCUGUUAAAAGCAAAUGGAUUUUGUGUAAGAGAUGAAAGUAUCUAAUAUAUUAUUAUAAAAUGGGAAUUUUUAAUCAGCAACCUAAUUAUAAUCAAUCAUAUUCAAAAGGAAAACGCGGAAUUACUGGCCCUCAAGGACCUCCUGGCCCGCCUGGCCCGUCUGGCCCUGCUGGUGCUCAGGGUAACCAAGGUCCAAAAGGUGAUCAGGGUAACCAAGGACCCAAAGGUGCUACUGGUGCAUCAGGCACUGGUUUUAAUCUCACAUCAGAUGGGAAUUAUGAUAUGGCAUACAAAAAACUGACAAGUGUGGCUAAAGGAACUGCUUCCAGUGAUGUCGUAAUAAAAAGUCAACUUGAUACUAAACUAUCACUUUCUGGUGGAUUAAUGACUGGCAAUUUGUAUAUGAAUAAUAAUACGAUUUGUAAUGUAGCACAACCAAAUGGUGAUAAUCAACCAGCUACAAAAAUAUGGUCAGAAAAUAAAUUCCUGGAUAAGUCCAGUGGAGUAAUGGCUGGACCACUAAACAUGUCCAAUAAUAAAAUCACUCAUCUUGCUAAUCCCACAUCCGAUAAGGAUGCUCUAUCCCGUGUUUUCGGUGAUGGACGGUAUGUAUUAAAGGGUGGAGAUACAAUGACUGGUGAUUUAGCAUUAGGUGACAAUUAUAUAACUGGAUUGAAAUCAAAACAAACAGAUUAUGAUACAAAUCAACCCAAUCUGCAACAAGAAAAAAAUUGA